CGUUUGUACUUUGUGCAAGUACAGUGUGCAAAUAAGUUUUUGUUCCCAUAACCCAUUUCACCAAAGAGAAUUUCACAUUUCACUUUCACAUCUGACCGGCCAGAUUUUAAAGAUAAAGCGACACAGCGUUGGCCGCCAUUAUUUUUAGUAGGCAUUUCAUACAUUUUCAAGUUUAUUAUUAGUAGAUAAUUGCGCCAGGCUGGAUUGGAUAGUGGAUAACACUAUUGAAAAAUAUUUCACUUUGGUAAUAUGCGUUAUUACUAGAUUUUUAACAAUAUAAAAAUGGGAAUCAUUAGAAAAGCGCUUAAUCUUUACGCUAGGAUGUCACCAACUCGUGGUAAGAUAAAACCGCCAUACAGACAUGUUACUCAAAUAGGAGACCCUAGAUUACGUAAAAUCUGCGACGAAGUCCCUCUCAACAAAAUCAAGACACCGGAGAUUCAAAAAGUAAUUGAUCAACUUGUACUGGUACUAAAUAGGUAUGGAAGUGUUGGAAUGUCUGCGCCACAAGUAGGGAUUAAUGAAAGAAUUUUUGUAAUGCGACAUACAGCUCAGCAGAUAAAUAGAGAGCCAGUAGAGGUGAUCAAUAAUAGAGGCAUGUACGAAGUCCCUCUAUCUAUUUAUGUAAACCCUAAGCUGAAAAUUGUAGAUUACCAAAAAGUAAUCCACACAGAGAGCUGUGAAAGUGUCAGAGCCUUCUCUGGAGAUGUGCCACGUUAUAAGGAAGUUGAAAUCACAGGGUAUAAUAAAGAUGGUGAACCAGUCUCACAGAUAUACCGAGGCUGGCCAGCCAGGAUAGCUCAACAUGAGAUGGAUCACCUGGAUGGAAAACUAUAUAUUGACAUAAUGGACAGAAGAACUUUCCAAUGUGUAUGCUGGGAAGAGGUCAACAUUAGUAAUGGAAAAAUUGCUAUACCUUUUACACCGGAGUAAUAUAAUGAAGAAAACAUUCUAUGAUAAAAAAAAUAUUAAAAAUCAAA
Leptidea sinapis is the source of this 980-nucleotide messenger RNA. RefSeq names its product peptide deformylase, mitochondrial-like. Gene Ontology annotation, cellular component: mitochondrion. Gene Ontology annotation, biological process: N-terminal protein amino acid modification; peptidyl-methionine modification. Gene Ontology annotation, molecular function: peptide deformylase activity. The record is from RefSeq and is a predicted model, not a curated record. The transcript is spliced from 3 exons. NCBI's taxonomy places the organism in Eukaryota, Metazoa, Arthropoda, Insecta, Lepidoptera, Pieridae. Bases 283 to 933 code for a protein of 216 amino acids.